AUUCCAUCAAAAUAAUCAUAUAACACUCCCUAAAUUAAAAAGAUAAAAAGAGUGAAUUUAUCAUUAAAAAAAAAAUAAUAAAUAUAUAAAAUAAUAUAAAAUAAAUAAUAAUGAAUUCUAAGAUUGAAAAAUGUUGUGUUAAAGAUCAAACUAAAACCGGAAAACAAACAAGAGACGAACAACAAGCGAUCGAAUCGGUAAAAGAUUAUUACAGUAAUGUUCUUAAAACCAACAAAGAUUUAAAAACUAGCGCAUGUUGCGCAAAAGAUUCCAUCCCAGAGAACGUAAAGGCAAUUAUGAAAGAUAUUCAUCCUGAAGUUCUUUCCAAAUUUUAUGGUUGUGGUUCUCCUGUCCCUCCCGCGUUAAAAGGAAAGACAGUUUUAGAUUUAGGAUCAGGUUCUGGUCGAGAUUGUUUCAUUUUAUCCAAGUUGGUUGGUCCAGAGGGUAAAGUAAUCGGAAUUGAUAUGACUGAUGAACAACUUGAAGUUGCUAAUAAUCAUAUCUCUUACCAUAUGGAUCGAUUCGGAUACGAUAAACCUAAUGUGAUUUUCAAAAAAGGAUAUAUUGAAGACCUUCAAGCAGCCGGUAUUGAAAGCGAAUCAAUAGAUGUUGUAAUUUCAAACUGUGUUCUUAACCUUUCUACUAAUAAGAAGAAAGCAUUUUCGGAAAUCUUUCGAGUUCUCAAGACAGGAGGUGAACUAUAUUUCUCUGAUGUUUUUUCAGGAAGUAGAAUUCCAGAAGCUCUUGUAAAAGAUCCAGUUCUAUUUGGAGAAUGCCUAAGCGGGGCGCUUUAUAUUGAGGAUUUUCGACGUUUACUUACAAGCUUAGGUUAUCCUGAAUAUCGAAUUUUAUCAAAACAAAAGAUCGACUUGAAUGAUUCGGAAGUCAAACAAAAAGUGGGAAUGAUCGAUUUUUAUUCUAUCACAGUUCGUACUUUUAAAUUACCUUUCGAGGAUCGUUGUGAAAAUUAUGGACAAGUAGCAACCUAUAAAGGAACUAUUGAAGAAGCUCCAGUUUCUUUCGUAUUGGAUGAUCAUCAUGUGUUUAAAGUCGAUGAAUCUAUUCCAGUUUGUGGCAAUACAUCCAUGAUAUUACAGAAAACUCGAUAUGCGGAACACUUUGAUGUUAUUGGAGAUACAACCUUACAUUAUGGGCUUUUUGAUUGUUCAUCUAAAUCGGAUAGUAACUGUUGUUAAUAUAUACAGUAUAUAACACGUAACUUGUUAAUAAUCAGGUUGUAUAAACAAGGUAUAACACGUAACUUAUUAUUAAUAAUCAGGUUGUAUAACAAUACUGUAUAUAUAUCACGUAACUAAAUUGAUUAUCUCUCUUCUGAUAUUUAUUAUAAUUUCUUUUUUUAUUUAAAAUUUGACCUAUUUCUUAUUUCAAGAAUUUUCUGUAUACAAAAAAUUAUUAUUAAAUAAAAUAAUAUUAUAAUAUUUUAUUGUUUACG
Messenger RNA from Rhizophagus irregularis DAOM 181602=DAOM 197198, 1453 nucleotides. Lineage: Eukaryota; Fungi; Glomeromycota; Glomeromycetes; Glomerales; Glomeraceae. The record is from RefSeq and is a predicted model, not a curated record.